Molecule: messenger RNA, 441 nt
Organism: Moneuplotes crassus
Lineage: Eukaryota; Ciliophora; Spirotrichea; Euplotida; Euplotidae
Source: the annotation of a GenBank genome assembly
CAAAGCUACUCCAGUACAUGACCCAUGUUCAAAGCCUGGGAUGUCUCUGAGUAGUCUUACAGCCAUAGAACUAGCUGAGAAGGUUCGGAGCCAAACCAAACCCAUAGAGAAAAAGCAUUUAUUUCACAAGAAGUCGGAGUCUCAAGUUAGUACUUACAGGACACCCCUAUCCAAAUCUAAGCAAGCUUUUGACCAGGAUAAUGGCUUGUACAUUCUUAGAGAAUCAAUGUAUAACAAGUACUACAAAAAGCCUUGAGAUUCCCCCAAAUCAACCAGACUCACAACAAAUAGAAGAGUCAGGCCUAAGAAUAUCACUAGGCUACAACUAAGCAAGCCAAAUUUAACAGAAAAGGGAAUUUUAUCCUUCUUUAUGAACAAAGUUUAGAGCAACUAUCAGAAGUCAGCGGAUAAAAUAAUUGAUUGUUAAACAACAUUCAUGAG